UCUUUUUCUCACUCGAUAAGCGUCGCAGCCAGCCAGCCAUGGUGUCCAAACCAAGCCAGUCCACUCCAAGGCUCAGAUAGCCAAGUGAUGGUCUUGGGGCCACGGCACUUAAGAUGAAUCAGCUAAAGAAGCAAAUUCUGGCAGAGAGACUUGUUGAGAUAAGAGGAAAGGUUGAGAAUAAUGGGAAGAGUCUACAAACUAAUUUAUUGGAGACAUUGUCAUUAGCAAAAUCCACCAAGGGUAAUUCAAAUUUAGAGGAGGAAAAUGGUGGGAAAAUGCUGUGUUUGAGAAUUGAGAAACCUCUUUGCAAGUUUAGUGGAUGUGCUCAAGGUUUUGGUGAUAAAGACCAUGUUAGCUAUCAUGAUUUUGUACCCCAAUCGAGUAUUAAGCUUCCUUAUGUUGAGAGUCUACCACCUUAUACCACUUGGAUAUUCUUGCAAAGAAAUCAGAGAAUGGCUGAUGAUCAGUCAGUGGUUGGAAGGAGAAGAAUUUACUAUGAUGAAGAACAUGGCAGUGAGGCUUUGAUAUGCAGUGAUAGUGAGGAAGAAAUUCUAGAACACGAGGAAGGGAAACGUGAAUUUUCUAAAGGAGAAGACCAAAUCCUCUGCACGGUCUUUGGCGAGCAUGGGCUAGGUGAGGAAGUGGUGAAAAGUGUGAGCAAUUUUAUUGGAGUUAGUACUGUGGAAGUUCAGGAAAGGUAUAACACAAUCAUAGGAAAGAGCGAAGAACUCGACCCUAAUAAUGGCAAGGUAUUUGAACCUGGUAAGGGCAUGUUGCUGGACAAGAGUCUUACAGAUGCUUUAGAUUCUUUUGAUAACCUUUUCUGUCGGCGUUGCAUGGUAUUUGACUGCCGUCUUCAUGGCUGUUCUCACACAGUUGUUUUACCUAGUGAAAAGCAAAUGUAUUGGUCUGAACAUGAAGAUGAUAGGAAGCCUUGCAGUGAUCAGUGUUAUCUUAAGUUUAAUAUUGUUAAAAGCUUGCCGGGGGGUCCAAAAUCUAAUAAUGUCCUAAGAUUACCGUCUUCUAUUGCUGGAGAACCUAGUGCCACUGCCAACAUUAUUACAAACAUCGCAAGUGAUGAUAGAUCCGUUUCUCAAGAAAUUGUCCCUACUAAUUCAAAUGCUAUUUGCAUUUCAGAAUCUGCUGAAGCUCUGAAUGUGGAUAUACCUACUACAAUCGCAAUAUGCCACGAGAGCAUGGGAAAGCGCAAGACCGUGAAGGAAACUGACGCAGGACUAGAACUAGUCAGGGUUUCUGAUGAUCUCGAGGCUUCAAAUAAAAAACAGAAAAGACUAAAUGUUUUCAACGCCAAAAGUGGAACAACAGAAGAUAUUCCAGUUCAGGGUUGUGAGCUUAGCACCAAAACUAGACAUCUUGAUGUUGUUUUACAUAGUAAAAGUGAACAUCAGAUGAUUGAGAAGAACUCUGGAAAUCUUUCCAUUGAUGAACCAGGUGUAGUGGAAGCACUUGAAUUGAAACGACCAUUUGACUCCAAAGAAGGAAAAAUUUUAGGAAUUUCUAGUAGCACUGAGUGGAAACAAAUGGAGAAAGAUUUAUAUAUGAAAGGAUUGGAGAUAUUUGGAAGGAAUAGUUGCCUCAUAGCCAGGAACUUACUUUCUGGCUUCAAGACCUGCUUAGAAGUCUCUAGUUACAUGUGCGAGGGUGGAGUAUCAAUGACGCACAAAUCUAUUGCUGGACCAAGUUCAUUUACGGAUGAAAAUGGGAACACUGAGACGGAUUAUACAGACCAAGAGAUGCCAGCGAAGUCCCGGUUGAUCCGUAGAAGAGGCAAAGCACGGAAGCUUAAAUACUCUAUGAAGUCUCCUGGUCACCCAUCAAUUUGGAAAAGGAUUGCUGAUGGAAAGAACCAGUCUUGUAAGCAAUAUACACCGUGUGGUUGCGAAUCUAUGUGUGGGAAGCAGUGCCCCUGUCUAGUAAAUGGAACUUGCUGUGAAAAAUACUGUGGGUGUUCAAAGAGCUGCAAAAAUCGGUUCAGAGGAUGCCAUUGCGCAAAGAGUCAAUGCAGAAGUCGCCAAUGCCCAUGCUUUGCUGCUGGACGUGAAUGUGAUCCAGAUGUUUGUCGAAAUUGUUGGGUUAGUUGUGGAGAUGGUACACUAGAGGAGCCACCCAGACAAGGAGAUGGCCAAUGCGGAAACAUGAGGCUCCUUCUGAGGCAGCAACAAAGGAUUCUUCUGGCAAAGUCUGAUGUUGCUGGAUGGGGAGCCUUUAUAAAGAACUCUGUGAACAAAAAUGAUUACCUUGGAGAAUAUACCGGUGAACUUAUUUCCCAUCGAGAAGCUGAUAAGCGUGGGAAGAUAUACGACCGUGCAAACUCAUCCUUCCUUUUUGACCUAAAUGACCAGUACGUCCUAGAUGCUUAUCGAAAAGGUGAUAAGCUAAAAUUUGCAAACCAUUCAUCAAAUCCCAACUGCUAUGCUAAGGUAAUGUUGGUAGCCGGAGAUCAUCGAGUUGGCAUUUUUGCCAAAGACCAUAUUGAAGCUAGUGAGGAACUCUUCUAUGACUAUCGUUAUGGACCGGCUCAAGCUCCUGUGUGGGCUCGAAAACCCGAGGGGUCUAAGAGGGAGGAAUCAUCAGCUUCUCAAGGCAGAGCAAAGAAACACCAAUCUCAUUGAUGAUGGUAAACAUAAAUUAGGCUAUACCAUACAUUAUCAUUGAAUCAACUCUCACAUAAUUCUAUUAUAAGGAAGCUUGUGAUUUUGUGGAGAAGUUAUCCUAAGCCUUUAUACAUGAGAAAUGUCCCUAUAGAUGAAUAUGUGCUUACUUCUAGUAUCUAUUAUUCUAACACAUUGGUACUAUUAUUACAUUAUUACAUUUGGCAAUAAGCUAGAAAAUUUUACUAGCACUUUAUUCCAAUUAUAGUUUAUCAAUGUAAGGUACUACAAAGAUCAUCAUUUGGUGCUCUUUUAAUAUGGUAUUUAUAAUAUAUGAGAGGGAUAGCUCAAA
Molecule: messenger RNA, 2964 nt
Organism: Humulus lupulus (European hop)
Lineage: Eukaryota; Viridiplantae; Streptophyta; Magnoliopsida; Rosales; Cannabaceae
Product: histone-lysine N-methyltransferase EZA1
Exons: 16
Coding region: 114-2633 (839 amino acids)
Biological process (GO): chromatin remodeling
Cellular component (GO): PcG protein complex
Molecular function (GO): histone methyltransferase activity; protein binding
Source: RefSeq, a predicted model, not a curated record